Messenger RNA from Scomber japonicus (chub mackerel), 2094 nucleotides. RefSeq names its product proteinase-activated receptor 1-like. The transcript has 3 exons. NCBI's taxonomy places the organism in Eukaryota, Metazoa, Chordata, Actinopteri, Scombriformes, Scombridae. Gene Ontology annotation, molecular function: thrombin-activated receptor activity. The record is from RefSeq and is a predicted model, not a curated record. Bases 1 to 1293 code for a protein of 430 amino acids. Gene Ontology annotation, cellular component: membrane. Gene Ontology annotation, biological process: thrombin-activated receptor signaling pathway; blood coagulation; phospholipase C-activating G protein-coupled receptor signaling pathway.
AUGGCUGAGACUGUAUCUGUUGACUGUAUGUUAUCACAGUGGAAGGCUAAACUCGAGGGCUGUGGCGAUGACAUCAUCGAAACGCAGGUAUGCGUCUUCACCGUCCACACGAACACUCAAGGGCUGCACAGUUCACCAGAGAUGGUCCUUGCCAGUUUUGACUCGACUUCAGAUGUUUCUUUUACUUUUACUUUAUUCAAUGAUUCUACACAAGAUUGGGAUUAUAAUGUAACACACACCAGGCAGGAAAUCUCAGAGGAAGCACUGCAGUUUCUUAAAGGCCCUGUGUCCACUGUCCUCAUACCGUCCUUCUACACGCUGGUCUGCCUCAUCAGCAUGCCAUUUAACAUCUGUGCAGUGAUAGCUUUCGCUUGGAGGAUCCGGCCAAAAAAACCAGCAGCAAUCUACAUGCUGAACUUGGCCUGCGCUGACCUAAUCUUUGCCCUGCUGCUUCCCUUCAAGAUCUCCUACCACUUUGGCGGCAACAACUGGAUAUUCGGCCCACUUAUGUGCCGUGUGGUCACUGCAGCUUUUUACUGGAACAUGUAUUGCUCUGUUCUGCUCAUAACUUGCAUCAGUGUGGAUCGGCUUCUUGCUAUAGUCUACCCUAUGGACUCUGUGGUUUGGAGAACCCCACAGAAUUCAAUCAUAGCCUGUGUCACCAUGUGGAUAUUAUCCUUGGCUGGCUCAGUACCCCUAGUGGUCUCCGAACAGACUGUACACCUAAUUCAGCUGGACAUCACCACCUGCCACGACAUCCAGAGAGCUGAUCAACUAAUCUGGCACUACAAGAUCUACUUCAUCAUUCUUUGCUGCUUCCUCUUCUUCCUGCCUCUGCUCAUCACAGUAGUGUCCUACACUUGGGUGAUCUGGUCACUGAGCAGGGUCCCAAGCGGGGAUCCUGGACACUCACGCAGACGCAUGAGAGCAGUGGUGAUGGUUUUAACGGUGCUGGUGAUCUUUGUGUUGUGUUUCAUGCCCACAAACUGCAUGCUGCUAGCACACUACCUGCAAUUCAACGAGGGAAUGAAAAAUCCCACAGACGCUCCUGAUGGCUCCUACUUGAUCUAUCUGGUUUUCCUGUGUUUGGGGAGUUUGAACUGCCUUCUGGAUCCGCUGGUCUACUACUUCGGAUCAUCCCAAUGCCAGAAACAACUGUCCAAAGCGCUGAGGUGUCAGAAGAUUACAGAGUCCAGCCACAAAGAAAGUUCAAAGACAAACUCAUCAACCACCAAAAUGGACUCUUUCCAAUCAAAUCUCAACAGCCAAUACAAUAAACUACUGGUCUUGUAGACUGUUACACUGAAUCAUACUGAUGUAACUGACUUAACUGAAACAAGAGAAAUAUCUUUAUUAUGAAGUUCAAGUAACAGCAAGUAAUGAGCACAAAGCCUGUAGUGUCUAGCCUUUAUGUUUCUGUCAUGAUUAGAAUAAAUGGAGGACAUGUGAACUUACGAUGCCAACAUACAGUAUUAAAAAACAUGUUUUUAUACUACUACUAAAUACAUUUUAGUUUGAGAAGUCUUGCUUUCAAACACACAUGCACUUGUGAAUGAAUAAUGAAGUUAAAAAUAAUGCAGGGAAGGAAGUUUGAAUUUAGAAGAACGAAUGUUUGAUACUAUGAAAUGCUAUUUGAACUGUAUAUGUAAGAGCUCAAAGGUUUAUAAGCAGCAAGUGAAUACCAGGACUUUCUAUUUUGUUGACACUUUGUAUUUUCCUGUUUUUGUGUAUGUAUAUAUAAAUAUAUGUAUAUUUACUGAAAAGCAUAUUUUAACGCACUUAUGUUUCAUCUCUGAAAAGCUUUCAGUCGUGUUUUAUUUUCUAUUUUCUUUAAAUAUAAACCACUUUUAAAGUAAGCUUACAUCUUGUCUAAUUCCCACCCCAAGUUUCUUAAGGUCUCGGGACCCUUUAUUAACCAUAUUAGAAAUGAGAAGUGUCUCACUGGGAACUAUUCAAUUGGACUAUACUGUAUUUUGUUUUAUUGCAUUGCAAUGUAAUGUGCUAUAAUCCACCAAGUUCAUUUUCUUUCCCGGCCUUACCUCGCCGUCUUCGGUACACCCACUCAAUCCUGACAGUCAAUCCACUUAUGGAUAU